Molecule: messenger RNA, 1827 nt
Organism: Parathielavia appendiculata
Lineage: Eukaryota; Fungi; Ascomycota; Sordariomycetes; Sordariales; Chaetomiaceae
Exons: 2
Coding region: 1-1827 (608 amino acids)
Biological process (GO): regulation of ruffle assembly
Cellular component (GO): ruffle membrane
Molecular function (GO): phosphatidylinositol binding
Source: RefSeq, a predicted model, not a curated record
AUGAGCUCGAACGAAAAACAGCCACCCGUUAACUCUGCUGCACAACUGGGGCAACAGCAACAGUUUCCUCCGCGCCCGCCCGGUUCCCCGUCGAUCCAGACAUCAUCACAAGCGCACCCGCCCAAGCACUUCGACGAGACCCCUCUUCCUGACUACGAUAUUCCAGGACACAAUCCGGGACAUCCUCAAUUUGCACCGCCGCCCGGAACUGUUAACGACGACAUCUACGAAGCCUCGCCGACUGACCAGCAUGCGCCCAAAUGGGGCCUUUACGAACAACACGGGAGCGACGGGGAGGGGAAGAAGAAGUCAAGCAAGCUUUCAGCGUUCGGCGAAGCUUUCACUAGCAAGGUAUCUGGCCCCGUCAAUGCUAUCGCACACAAGUUUGGCUCCGAGGGUUUCCUGCCCGAGUCCCUCGACAAGGAGUGCGAAAAGGCGGCCCGCAUUCUCCGCGGCUUCUGCAAGGAUGGCAUCUAUAGCGACGCAGCUCCACAAGCUCCUCCAACCUCGGAAACCACCAACCCAAGCAAACCACCCCCGUCGCCGUCGAGCAAGCCGAAGAAGUCCCGCGUUCUCCUGACCAUACCCUCCAAAGUCAUCGCCCGCGCUCAAGGCCUCGCUAUCUUCACGGCUGUUCGCGUCGGCUUCCAGGCUACUGGCUCCAGCGGGAGCGGCAUCCUCAUCGCGCGUCUGCCCGACAGCACCUGGUCCCCUCCCUCAGCCAUCCAAAUCACGUCCAUUGGCGCAGGCUUCGUCGCGGGCGUCGACAUUUACGACUGCGUCAUUGUCAUCAACACGCGCGAGGCCCUCAACCUCUUUACCAAAACCCGCCUGAGCCUCGGCUCCGACCUAGCCGUAACUGCAGGCCCGUACGGCGCAGGCGGCGCCCUGGACUGGGGUGUCCCGGGCGCCGGCGACAAAGCCCCGCCGCUCCCGCCUCGGAAAACAGAAGCGGACAUUAACAUAGCGCCCAACCUUUCGGGUGCCACCGGAUCAACACCAGCUCCCCAGCCGCCGCUCUCAGCGGACAACACGCACUUCAUAUCCCCGCCUGUCCCAGAAAACCAGCAGGGCAUGAGUUCUGGUUCGGAAGAUGACGGCAAGCCCACCCAGGAUGGCAAGCCCAGCAUCCGGGACAACCUCAAGAGACAGAAGAGCUUGAAGCCCGUAUACAGCUACGUCAAGUCGCGCGGCCUGUUCGCCGGCGUCCAGAUCGACGGGACAGUGAUUGCCGUGCGGAACCGGGACAACGCCAAGUUUUAUGGCCAGUCUGUAUCCGUAGAGAAGAUACUCAAGGGGGAGGUUCCUGCUCAGGGGACAGGCGGUAUGUGGCCUGCGGCUGCAAGGGGGCUGUUUGAGGUGUUGAAGGGCGCUGAGGGGUGGAUCGGACAGCAGCAACCGGGGCAGCAGCCACAACUGCCCCAACAGCAACAGCAGCAGCAGCAGCUUGGAGGAAGCGGUAUUCCCGCGUUUGGUGCUCCCACCGGGACCGGUGGCGCACCGACUUCUGCGUGGGUUGCUCCCCCACCCCCGGUCACCACUAGCCAAGGGAUUCCGGGCGUCACCGUGGGGUUGCGAAACCCAAGCGUUGGUGUUGGGCCCAGCAUUGCAGUCACCGCGCCUCCCGGUGCCACAUCGCCAGCAACGUCGGCCGUGUCUGCAAAGGCUGCGGAGGCGGCAGCUGAAGCGGCGCAUGCGGACCCUGUGCCUCCGCCCCCGCCCACGUACUCGGAAUUGCAGGGAGGCGAGGAUCUGCCGCCUGCGUAUGUGGAGAACGAGCGGUAUCGUCCUGCUGGUGCUGGGGAUAGUAAGACCGGACAGCACUAG